Molecule: messenger RNA, 2953 nt
Organism: Pygocentrus nattereri (red-bellied piranha)
Lineage: Eukaryota; Metazoa; Chordata; Actinopteri; Characiformes; Serrasalmidae
Gene: slc25a23b
Product: solute carrier family 25 member 23b
Exons: 10
Coding region: 674-2110 (478 amino acids)
Biological process (GO): transmembrane transport
Molecular function (GO): ATP transmembrane transporter activity; calcium ion binding
Source: RefSeq, a predicted model, not a curated record
CGCUGCACCGUCACGCACGUGAGUAGAAACUGCGGCGAGAGAGAGGAAAGGAGAGGAGAGGAGAGGAAAGGAGAGGAGAGGAAAGGAGAGGAAAGGAGAGGAAAGGAGAGGAGAGGGAAGGAGAGGAGAGGAGAGCCUGUAACAGAUCCGGGGAUUAAUAUUGCAGCCACGAGGAGGUGCGCAUUCGCUCACGCGCGCGCACUGUAAUGCGCUCUCUCUCUCUCUCUCGCUCUCUCUCUCGCUCUCUCUCUCUCUCUCUCUCUCUCUCUCUCGCUCUCUCUCUCUCUCUCUCUCUCUCUCGCUCUCUCUCGCUCUCUCUCUCUCUCUCUCUCGCUCUCUCUCUCUCUCUCUCUCGCUCUCUCUCUCUGUACUAAUGCAGUGCGGGAUUAAAGCGGCGCUAAUCGGAGCAGAGCGGGAGAAGCCGAGCCGCCGGUGUCGCUGCUCGGGCUGCUGGCUUUCUUUCCUCUAGGCGUUUCUAACCGCAGGUGAACUGCCGGGUUUCUCCCGAAGUUCCCCCGGCGGGCUGUGGAGGAGGAUUAGAGGGGGGAGGGCGGCGCAGCGCCGUCCCUCAGUUUACUGCACUCCACCCUGCGGGUAAUACCAGCUCAAUUGAACCGUUUUCUAGCGGGUCCGCUGCUGCAUUCGGCUCCGAGGAGCAGGGGGAGGGUCCCCGAUGGGCGAGGCCAGCGCCGGGCUCCCCUGUGGCUGCAUCCGGGCUCGGUGUGAGGAGAGCGGGGCUGAGCGAGAGAAGCGCUGGACCGAGCUCUUCCAGCAGCUGGACCUCAAUAAAGAUGGCAGGAUCGACGUGCACGAGCUUCGCUCCGGACUCGCGGCGUGGGGGGUCGCGCGCACUGACGUCGACGAGAUUGUACGUGUGAGUGAUACCAAUCAAGAUGGCCAACUGGACUUUGAGGAAUUUACCCGGUAUUUGCGCACCCAUGAGAAAGAGCUCAAACUCAUGUUCCGCAGCCUGGACCGCAACAACGACGGUCAGAUCGAUGUGGGAGAGAUCCAGCAGUCUCUACACAGUCUGGGAGUGGAGGUGUCCACGGAGCAGGCCUACAGAAUACUGCGCAGCAUGGACAGGGAUGGCACCAUGACCAUCGACUGGAACGAGUGGCGAGAUCACUUCCUGUUCAAUCCGUUCCGGAACAUGGAGGAUAUCGCCCACUACUGGAAACAUUCGCUCAUGCUUGAUAUUGGAGAACAACUGACUGUGCCGGAUGAGUUUUCUGAGCGAGAGCGGAGGGCAGGGCUGGUGUGGAGACAGCUGGUUGCUGGGGCGAUGGCCGGAGCCGUGUCCAGAACUGGAACAGCUCCGCUGGACAGACUCAAGGUUUUCCUUCAGGUUCAUGGCUCUGGAGGUGCUAGCCUGUGGAGUGGACUGCGGGGGAUGGUGCAGGAGGGCGGAGUCCAGUCUUUAUGGAGAGGGAACGGCAUAAACGUGCUCAAAAUCGCUCCGGAAUCUGCUAUCAAGUUCAUGGCUUAUGAACAGAUAAAGUGGCUGAUCCGCGGCUGUAAAGAUGGUGGCAGUCUGAGGGUGCAGGAGAGGUUUAUCGCUGGAUCGCUCGCAGGAGCCACAGCUCAAACCAUCAUCUACCCAAUGGAGGUGCUGAAAACUCGUCUAACUCUGAGGAAGACGGGUCAGUACUCAGGGAUGGUGGACUGCGCUCGGCAGAUUCUGAGGAAGGAGGGGGUCCGGGCGUUCUACAGAGGCUACGUCCCAAACACGCUGGGCAUCAUCCCCUACGCAGGCAUCGACCUGGCCGUCUACGAGACUCUGAAGAAUGCAUGGCUACAGCGGUACUGUGUGGGUUCGGCGGAUCCCGGUGUUUUGGUGCUGCUCGGCUGUGGCACUGUGUCCAGCACCUGUGGUCAGUUAGCCAGUUACCCACUUGCUCUCAUCCGCACACGCAUGCAGGCCCAAGCCUCCACAGAAGGAGCCCCCAAGCUGACAAUGGUGGGUCAAUUUAAGCACAUUGUGUCCCACGAGGGAGUCCCAGGCCUGUACCGGGGCAUCGCCCCCAACUUCCUCAAAGUCAUUCCUGCUGUUAGCAUCUCCUACGUGGUCUAUGAGCACAUGAAGAAAGCUCUGGGAGUGGGUUCAUAGACACAGUGACAGUGGAAUGACCGUGGAACAGAAGGAGAGGGAAAUGGGUCAGGCUUUAAAAGCCUUCUCACAGAAGAAUGAGCCAAGGAGGACGGGUAGACAGCGGAGCCCUAGGCAAUGAAAAGAAGGGAGAAAUUAUUGAAGAAUGAAAACCUACUUUAGAUUGUAUUACAAUCCUGGCUAUUUAUCUAAUAGGAUGGAAAGCUGGGUUUGGUUUUGAUGGGAAGGAGGAAUGAUGUGAUAACCUCUUCAUGUUAAGCCCUUUUACGCUUCUCAUUAAAGCUGCACUAUGUAAGAUUUUUUUGUUGCUUGGAAGAAGCAGGAAUUGAGCCAGGAGGAAAAAACUCUGCUGAAAGUUGCCCUGUAACGCCCGAAAGAAUCAUUUAAAAGUCAGAGGUGUCGGGUCAGAUUUUGUAGCAGUUGCACUCACAGAUUCAAAAAGAAGGUCUUGCUCAAGUCCGAACAUCAUACUGAUGAUAAUACAAUGACAGUACUGGAUAGUUCACUGAUGUCACACAUCAUUCACCAAGUUUCAAUUCAGUUCUUUUUAAAUCAUUUUAAAAUUCAGCGUGCUGGCAAUCAUCAGAUUUAUCUGCUUGGGGAAGGAGUUUUACUUUAGAGCUAUUACUAUGGACGCCCUAUAUUCCUGAGUUCCACCUUGUUUUUUUCCUGCCUGUGUAUAAUUCUAGUAUCACUUGUAUAAUUUCAGCCAGUGAAAACAUUUUUCCCAGGUGUGCCAGAUUCCAGAAGGGAAAUGGGGGGGAAAUCACUCCCCUUGUGGUUAAAGAUUAUGUUAACCUGUUAGCCAUUACUUUUCAUACAGUGGGGGAAAAAAUCUGGGCA